CUGAUACUGGUAGCGUUCAGUUAGCGUACAAUUGCCCCGAGACAAGCACAUACCGAGUGAUUCGAUGUCAGCGAUUUGAUUUUAAAGAUCUCUAAAGAUAACAUAACAAAAGGAUGAGCCAAAAUCUAAAGGAUAGUCUGCCCAAAGAGUUGCCAAUUGGCACUCUAACGGACCAUGGCAAGGAGCAAACGAAACAACAAUCAACGGAAACGACGGAUGAUAAAACGGAAAUUGCACAACUGACCCCAGCUGACUUUGAAACUGCCAUCGAUGCGGCUGGAUUUGGCAUGUUCAACAUAUUAUUAUUAGUGGCAGGAUUACCAGCUGCCAUGGGCACAGUGUACGAGACAUCGACCAUGUCAUAUAUACUACCAAGUGCCGAAUGUGAUUUGAAAUUAAGUUUACUGGAUAAGGGUAUAUUGAAUGCCGUCACUUAUGCUGGCAUGAUUAGCUCGGCCGUAUUAUGGGGCUAUCUGGCCGAUAUAAAGGGUAGACGAAAUUUGUUAGUCGUUGGCUAUAUCGCCGAUUCGAUAUGUGUUCUUGGCGGCGCCUUCAGUCAGAGUGUUAUACCGCUGAUGAUAUUCAAAUAUUUGGGAGGCUUUUGUAUGAGUGGUCCAUUUGCCGUCCUAAUGACCUAUCUAACCGAGUUGCAUGGCCGUCGGCAUCGACAACGUAUCAUGAUGAUGGUUGGCAUUAUGUUCUCAUUGGCCACUCUAUCGCUGCCAUGUUUGGCCAUGCUCAUUCUACCCUAUAAUUGGGAUAUUAAAAUUUUCGGACUAUCAUUGCAUACAUGGCAAGUUUUCGUUGCCAUAACAGCAACUCCCAGCAUAUUGAGUUUCAUACUAUUCCCCUUCUUUCCCGAGAGCCCCAAAUUUCUAAUGUCGAAAGGGCGAAAUGCCGAGGCAAUGGAAGCAUUUAAAUUCAUUUAUGCCCUAAAUACGCACAAAUCCCGCAAUGACUAUCCAAUCAAGUUAUUGGCCAAUGAGUUGACCGAUAGUACCACUCAGGACAAGCCAGUUGAUAACUCUGAGAAAUCAAAAGAUAUUGAGAUUAAAUUAUCCAAUGAAAAUGAAGUUUCCACCAUUGAACAAGAUCCAGAAUUGGGCAACAAUAAGAAUGAAAAUAUCAGUGAAAAGGAUCCGAAAGCAAGUUCUUUACGUUCAGGAUUCACACAGUUGCGUCCAUUGUUCACCAAACCGUAUUUAGGUCUGUCAUUAUGGGUAUAUUUGCUCAACUUUUGUGUAUUAUUAGGGCAAAAUACUAUGCGCCUCUGGUUACCACAACUAUUUGCCUCCAUCAAUGAAUACGAGGGUCUGGCCGCCCAACAAGAGGACGAAUUCCAUGAAACGAGCAUGUGCACCAUAUUGGAAUAUAGUGUGAAUCGCACACAAUGCCAAUUGGAGGCAGCCUCUUUAGCGGGUUCGGAUAUGGAGUGCACAGUGAAUGUGAGUGCAGCAACUUAUUCCAACAAUUUAAUUGUGUCUGCUGCCGGACUUGUAUCCUAUAUGUUGGCUGGAUUUCUGGUGAAUUUGGUUGGCGUUAAACGUAUAUUAACACUGUGUCUCUUCUGUGCCGGCUGCUGUUCCAUUGGCUUGUAUUGGUCGAAUUCAGCUGCCACCACAGUGGCCCUGGCCUCACUCUUUGUCACCAUGGGCAGUAUAUCAGGAACUUCUGUGAUAAGUGCAUCCGUAAAUUUAUUUCCCACAUCAUUGCGCACUAUGAUUGUCUCACUGGAAAUGAUGUUCGGUCGCUUGGGCUCACUGUUGGGCAAUAUAUUCUUUCCAGCACUCAUGGGCUUGGGCUGUAUACCGCCCUUCUUUAUGAUCAGCCUUUUUAUGUUAUCUGGUUGCCUCAUGGCUGCCUUUUUGCCACUGAAGAAUAAAGCGGCAUUGAAAUGAAAUGGGGAAACGACGUACAAAAAAGCAAAAUACGAAAAAAUACCAAAGUUUUAGUUUAGUUUUUAG
Drosophila willistoni is the source of this 1964-nucleotide messenger RNA. RefSeq names its product synaptic vesicle glycoprotein 2B. Bases 114 to 1898 code for a protein of 594 amino acids. Gene Ontology annotation, biological process: transmembrane transport. Gene Ontology annotation, molecular function: transmembrane transporter activity. The record is from RefSeq and is a predicted model, not a curated record. NCBI's taxonomy places the organism in Eukaryota, Metazoa, Arthropoda, Insecta, Diptera, Drosophilidae. The transcript has 8 exons.